AUGCCUAUUGAUCCAAUACUUCAAGCUCAAUUUGAACGAAAUCUUGCGUGGAAGCGCGCAUGGCCACGUUGCUUACUCGGAUUUAUCUCGAGUACAGAAACGGUCAUUGCAGUGGCUAUUUUGCUGACUGAAGCUGGCAAUGUUUUAGUUGACUUUUGGCAUACAAAUCUUUUUGGCGGUGUUUGGACAUCUUUUGUACUUUUUAUUAAUAUAAUUUUAAUUUAUUCUACAGCAUGUUGUGUAACAACUAUUGGCGCAUCAACAUGUGCAUUUAUGUGGAAUUUAUUAACGCUACUUACUUUAGCUGCUUUAAUAGCAUUGGAUAUUAUAUUUAUUAUGAAUCCAACUACAUGUUGGUUAACACCAACAUGUUCAGAACAGCCACAGGUUUUAUCAUUAAAUUAUUUAAUACAAAUGAUUCCAAUAUUUCGAAGCUAUACACCUUAUGAUUCAAAAAAGCUUCUUCUUGAAAUUCAACUUGGAUGUGCUGGUGUAGCGUGCACAAUAUCAUUUACUUAUAUUAUUACUUAUAUUGUGUGUAAGAUUAGAGUAAACAAAUGCGCUGUCUAUGGUUAUCCAGCUCCUGCACAACCUCAGCAACCUCAAAUUCAUCAUGAAUAUCCUGCUGUUGAAGUACAGAAGAUGCCAUGGGUGAAUCAAAUACCCAAUGCGCCAUAUGCACCAUAUUGA
Messenger RNA from Rotaria socialis, 690 nucleotides. Lineage: Eukaryota; Metazoa; Rotifera; Eurotatoria; Philodinida; Philodinidae. The record is from the annotation of a GenBank genome assembly.